Messenger RNA from Schistocerca cancellata (South American locust), 1425 nucleotides. RefSeq lists its product as uncharacterized. The transcript is spliced from 7 exons. Bases 1 to 1425 code for a protein of 474 amino acids. NCBI's taxonomy places the organism in Eukaryota, Metazoa, Arthropoda, Insecta, Orthoptera, Acrididae. The record is from RefSeq and is a predicted model, not a curated record.
AUGAGGGGGAAAGGUAAUGUGUACGAUGUCGCUUGGAGCACCUCCUUUAAGGCCUGGAGACUGAAUGAGCGCCUCUUGCGGCACGUGGCCGCCGCAAGGCGUGGGGGCCCAAAGGCACUCUUUAGCGCAUGCCGGCCGUGCCGGCGUUAUCGCUGGUUUCACGGCGGCGACCACAGAUACCCCCUCCCCCUCCCGCUGGUCUCAGUGGCCCCGCCCACGGAAGCCGGGCCUCCGCAAUAUCGACCUGGCGCUGCGCCGCGCUGGCUGUCCACCUGCGGCGGUAAACUUAGUCGCGCGGCAGUGGCACGCCUGCACGCCGCCAGGCUGGAGUUCCCCGAGUACCAUCAUGUCGGGUUGCCCGCUGAGCUGCUGCAGGAGGUGCCGGUUCUGCGCGUGCGCGAAGGCCAUCGCCUUCUCGCCAGGGGCCAGCAAUGCUGCCUCUGCCUCACGCCAUACCUGGUGCGGCAGUGCGUGCGGGCGCUGCCAUGCGGCCACCAGUUCCACUCGCAGUGCCUGGCGCGCUGGCUGCUCGACACGUCCGCCACCUGCCCCAUAGACGGCACGCCCGUCAGGCACGACCUGCUGCGGAAGGCGCUCCAGAGACGGUAUUCGGUGCGGCUGGACUCAGACAGCUGGGGCCCUGGCCAGCAGCAGCAGCAGCAGCAGCAGCAGCAGCAGCAGCAGGGCGGCAGCCCGCGCAGCCCCCAGCGGCCUGCGCCGGAGGACGCGCCGGGUCCCGGGCCCCCUCUCGAGGUGAUGGUGCGCCGCCUUGCGGAGCGCAGGCCGCCCUCGUGUCGCCGAAGGCUCAGCAGCGGCAGUGGCGCCUCCAACGGCGCAGUCACCCCCGCCGCCGACGCGCAGCCUAGCAGACAGCUAUUCUCCAGUGCCUCCAGCAGAGGCUACUCGAUGCCGGCGCGGCCGCUCACUCGAAGGAAACGCGCAGCGACGAGGACGGCCCCGCAGCAACGUGGGUUCUCCAGAGAGCAGACACCUGCCAGCAACGCCAGCACAGGCAGUGGUAGCCAAAGCCCAGGCAGGCUGUCGGUGCAGUGCCUGGAGCUGUCGGCGACGCAGCAGCGGGUGAGGGCUGGCGCCGCCUGCCUGCUCGAACCUCGCGUCGUGCUGUCUGCCGCCAGGGCCUCUCGCAACAGGGGCUCGCGCCAGGCAGCGCAGGCCCAGGCGGGGAGCAGGGAGCACGGAGAGAACAGCAGCAGCGGCAGCAGCAGCAGCGGCAGCGAGGCGGACUGCAGCCUGUGCCUGCGCAGCCAGUGCAGCUGCAGCGGCAGCGACGGCGACGGCGAGGCGGCGCCCGUGUCGCCGGCCACGGCCGUGGACGCGCAGCUCGCGCUGCAGUGCACGCGCCUGCAGCUGGCGCCGCGCAGCCGCCCGCCCUCGCAGCAGAGGCACACGCCGCGCCGGCCCUGA